AUUUUCAUUAACUAUGGUAUGAAUAUUUCAUCUAUUAUACUAAAGCCAAAAGCACCAAAGACCAAUAAAUCAAAGAAAAUUUCUAAGAAGAUUGCAGACAGAAAGAAGAAUCCUCUCUUUGUUAAGGAUGCUAAGAAUUUUAGAAUUGGAAAUGAUGUUCAACCAAAACGUGAUUUAUCAAGAUAUGUCAGAUGGCCUCGUUACAUCCUCCUCCAUAGAUAAAAAAAGAUUUUAUUGCAAAGAAUCAAAGUACCUGCAGCUAUUCAUUAAUUCAGCAAAACAUUAGAUAAAAAUUAAAGUAAAUUACAAUUUUAACAUUAGGUUCCAAAGUUUAUUCUUUAUUGAAAAAAUACUCUCCUGAAACCAAGACUGAGAAGAAGCAAAGAUUAAUCAAAGCUGCUGAACAAAAAACUUAAAAUUAAAAAACAGAUUCUAAAAAAGUAAAUGUUCUUAAAUUUGGAUUGAAUCAUGUGACAACCUUAGUUGAAACAAAAAAAGCCAAAUUAGUUUUGAUUGCUUAUGAUGUCGACCCAAUCGAAUUAGUUGUCUGGUUACCAUAAUUAUGCAGAAGAUAAGAAGUACCAUUUGCAUUUGUUAAAAGUAAGUGUAUAUUUUAUUCAUUUCCUAGACAAGGCUAGAUUGGGAGCUUUAGUUCAUCAAAAAACUGCCACUUGUGUUGCAUUAACUGAUGUAAGAAAAGAGGAUUAAGCUGAAUUUGACAACUUAGUAAAAAAUUACACUAUAUAUUAAGGCUAGAGAUUUAAGAUAACAUUACAAUGAAAAUCAUGAAUUAUUGAGAACUAUUGGAGGUGGUCAAGUCGGAAUCAAGUCUAGACAUUAAUAAGAGGCUUUGAAGAAAGCAUUUGAAAUAGAAGAACUCAAAAAAACAAGUUAAUGAUGUAUAUUAUUGCAGUAUCAAAAAUAUUUUUAAAUUUAAAGAUGC
Paramecium octaurelia is the source of this 943-nucleotide messenger RNA. Lineage: Eukaryota; Ciliophora; Oligohymenophorea; Peniculida; Parameciidae. The record is from the annotation of a GenBank genome assembly.